This is a messenger RNA of Anopheles nili, 4929 nucleotides long. RefSeq names its product ankyrin repeat domain-containing protein 12. The record is from RefSeq and is a predicted model, not a curated record. Gene Ontology annotation, cellular component: ciliary inversin compartment. Lineage: Eukaryota; Metazoa; Arthropoda; Insecta; Diptera; Culicidae. Bases 1 to 4929 code for a protein of 1642 amino acids. The transcript has 7 exons. Gene Ontology annotation, molecular function: protein binding. Gene Ontology annotation, biological process: protein localization to ciliary inversin compartment.
AUGGAGCCACGAACUGAACCCCGAACCCGCCGGGCAUCGCCUGUGAAGGUGAAGAAGAAAAAGUCUACCAAGCAUACGGUCAAAUUCAAGGACCAGGGCGACAAAGAGGACGUACUGGUGGUGACGGUCGAGCCACCGUCCCCGUCACCCGGGUCUCCCGAACCACCGUCCCCGACUGCCGUGACCUUCGCGCUUCCGCCGCUCACUACCCACCGGUCUCGGGCGGGCUCCGAGGAAAAGCCCGCCGGAGACACGCGCGCACUUCCAAAGAAGGACACUCCAAAGCGGGCGAAACCCGGCGAGCAGCGUUUAUCCGAAGGAUGUACAUCGCUAAUGUACGCCUGCCAGCAGGGUCUUACCGGUGAUAUAUUGAAGGAGCUGCGACAAAAGCCCAGUGCGGUUCAUCGGCGGGAUCGGAGCAACAAAAGUGCCUUACAUUACUGCAGCAGCGCGCAGGACAUCGCUGCCGCGGCCAGCGUCGCCAUGGUGGCACCUGAGCUGAUUGAGUCCGCCGACGAGGAUGGCUUCACACCGCUGCAUCUGGCGGUGAUACAGGGAAAUCUGCAGCUCGUCAACCUGCUGCUCGCUAACGGUGCUGAUGUUAAUGCGCUCGACAACGAGGGGCACUCGGUCGUGCACUGGGCCACUGUGUGCGGCGAAGUAGAGGCCCUCCGAGCCGUGCUGACGGCAGGAGCUGAUGUCUCCACGCCGGACAUCAAUGGUGGCAGUCCGCUGCACUAUGCGGCGCAGAUGUGUGGCGCCAAUUACGACGGUAAGUCGGCUCGCGCUUCGGCCAAGCUGGCGCUCGAGAUCCUGAACGCGCUGCUCAACCAUCCGGAUACUUCGGUCGAAGUAGAGGACAAGGAUGGCAGGCAGCCGCUGCUGUGGGCCGCUUCCGCCGGCUCGGCCAAGGCUGUGCUGGCUUUGAUCAAAGCCGGGGCUCACGUCGAAAGUGCCGACAAGGACGGACUAACUGCGCUGCAUUGUGCAGCUUCACGCGGCCACACCGAGUGCAUUGACACGCUGAUCAACCUGUGUGGGGCGCACACGGACCAGAUCGACUCGAAUGGGUGCACAGCGCUGCACUACGCCGUCACACUGGGCCAUGCCGAUGCGACUUCCCUGUUGCUCAAGCUGGAUGCCGAUCCAAAUCGGCAAGAUCGGAAGGGCCGUACACCAGCACACUGCGGAUGCGCCAAGGGUCAGAUGGAAACGGUUAAGAUACUGCACGCGAAGAAGGGCAAUCUGUGGCUGCGUAACGCGAAGGGUGAUCUUCCAGUGCACGAUGCCGCUUGCUCAGGUCGGCGUCAGCUCGUACAGUGGUUGCUGCAGAUGAAACCGAAACACAUCAACACGACCAGCAACGAUGGGCGCACGCUGCUACACAUCGCCGCCGGGCAUGACAAUGUGGAUAUGUGCAAGCUAUUGCUGGAGUUGGGCGCUGACGUUAAUUUGUUGUACAGGCCGUCUAGUAAAGGGUCACCGUUGACACCACUCGAUUAUGCGUUGGCCAAGGGGUACCGGUCAACCGCGAAGUAUCUGCAGAUGCAAGGUGGGUUGCCGGCGAACAAGCUGCGGCUGUCAGGACGUCAGCAGAAACUGCUGCCCGAUAUCGAUCGCGUGGAGCCACUGAAGCUGACCGAGAAGGAGGAACUAAUCGACCUGAAAACGUCCAAGCGAUACAUCGUGUAUCUGAACUCAAACUCGGACAGUGAAACGCAGGACGAUCGGGCACACCGUAAGAGCCGCCACAAACGAAAAGGUGCCCAUCGUGGCAGGCGCACGAGCAGCUGCAGCGACUCGGUGUACCUGUACCGCGAGGGUAUGGCCGACAUUAGCCGGUCGCGCAGUAACGCCGAGCUGCACCGGAGCGAUCAGCGCUCAGUAAAGCAUCGACGGAGCAGCAGCUCAUCAUCGUCGGCCAGCACGAGUGCGUCAUCGUCGGACAGCUGCUGCAAGCAUGUGAGGCGUAAGCACAAGUGCUACAAAAAGUGCUCUUCCAAGCGAUCGCACUCACGCGAUCGUCACAAAGAUCGCCACGAGCGGGAGCGUGAGGACUCGCGUGAUCCCAAACACCUGCAGCAGUCGCAGGACGCGAUGAAGGAGUAUGAGUUUAAGUACGCGGAGAAAAAGGACGCCGGUCCGCGUAAGCCGGGCGAACGGUGUGGCAAGAUCAUCCUGAAGCAGGUGCACAGUGGUUCGUCGGAGAACGAUUCGCCGCUUAAGUUUGCCACCGAUCGUGGAGCACGCGGAUCGCUGCUUGGGCUUCCGGGCCAGGGGCCACUCGGUGCUGGUGGAUAUGAUCCCUCCGGUGGGUUGGGUGAUUUUUUAGACGAUCAAACGAGCCCACGGACACCACCGCGGGCCGAGUUUAACAUCCGGAAGGAGUCGGACACGAAAAGCGAGGGCAAAUCGUCCGAUUCCAGCUCGACGAAGAAGAAAAAAGUAAAAGGCACCGGCAAGAAGUCGAAGCUCGCGAAAACGCCCAAGAAGUCGGACUCACCGAGCGAAGAGGAACCGGUGGGUAAAUCUUGCGGUUCCACAGAAAUAGCGACAGAGGCUCAGGUCCAUCCGGUCCCGGAACCAAUGUCUAAAUCAACCGAAGACGAUGGUGCGGCCACUGACGCAACGUACACGAUCGAGCACAAAACGCGUUCCGACGUCGAGGGUCUAAGCGAGCCAGAAGAACGCGGACCAAAGGGGAUACCGCGGGUCACCAGCAAACCAGCAACGGAAACGAUCCAAGAAGUGCGAGACGAGCACGUGGUGGAGCAAAGUGUCGCACCUCAACAAGCGGCCGCUGCCGGUCCACGAGCUGACGUGCGUAAGGAUCGUGCGAAAUUGAAGUCCUCCUCUAAGAGCGACAGCAAGAGUCACUCAAAGUCCGAAUCGUCCGAUAAAGAGGGCACGAAGAAGGUGAGCGUCCCUUUAGAGGAACCUACACCACCUCCACCGGCACCACCUCCAUCGCCUCCACCGUUGGCGAAGGAUCCGCCACCAGCAGAGCCGCCUCCGAAACCCUCCAAGCAUGACGCGGUGCUCGUAACGGAGCCGAAACCACAGCCAGCACCACUGCCACACUUAGAACCGCUGGUAGAGGCCGUUGAGGAGAAGGUGUCCGUGGUGGAGCAGAAGUUGGAGACACUGGAAGUAGACCGACUGGGGGACGAUGAGUCGCUGAUCGCGGAAGAAUCACUGCCACCGCUGAUAGAACCGGAUGAGCGAGUCGAAGACACCGGUGCAGAUAAAGCACCUGAUCCCGAGCCCCAAAAGCUUCCAUCUGCAGAGGUUGAAUCGACCGAAAGCUCACCCUCGAAAUCGAGCGAAGACACCGACCAACCGUCGGUUGUGGAAGAACCACCUGCGAAGCCACCACCAGCGCCAUUGGUACCAGAGCCGGUGGUGGUGGUAGAUAACGUCCAGGUGCAACCUCCGGUCGAGAAGGCGAAAGUGCACGAACCUCCAAAAGAGCGUCCCAAACUGCGCCGUUCGAUGGAAUCCAAAAUGGAGAGCGUCGACGGUGAACCGAAGCCGGGCCCCAAGCAACCGACGAGCGAGAUUAAAGAGCAGCCACCGGAUCAGCAGAAGGUCGAUCAAACGCGCGGGUUCUUCGUAAGCCUCGACGGCUCCGAGGACGAGGACAAGAAGAAGAAGAAAAUCAAGAAGAAGCCCCGUCUCAAGGAGGACGAGCUGCAGGAGGAGCAACAGAGCAGCAAGGAUCAGGACUCGGGGUUUGAGCCGAGUCCGCAGGCGAUGCGCAGUAAACCGACGGUGUUUGAGCGACCGACACACACGGCCACGCUGCCUCGCAGGUCCGCCUUCACGAUGGUGGAGGAGCGUGCUGUUAGUUCGCGUCCUGAAGGCCGCAAACCAGGAGACAAACACGCAGUUAACAUGACGACUGUGCAACAGUCGAUUCAUCGCAACAUCCGCAGAUAUUAUAUGGAAAGAAAGAUUUUCCAACACUUGUUAGAACUGAAAAGUUUGCAAAUACGGUCGACGAAAGUGAACGAGUCGGUGCUGGUGAAGCGGGCCGUCGACGAUUACCAUAAGUCUACGAUCGAGCUUGGCUACGAGACGGGCAGCACGCUCAAGCGCUACCCGUACACGGAGUAUUCGUUCCGGAAUUUUGAGCUGUUCCUGUACGACACGCUCAAGAGCCUGCAGAAGAAGGAGACGUACAACUUCCAGAACAUCUCGGAGGUGUACGACGAGGCCGAACGAAGGCUCAGCCCGGAUGUGAGCCGCUACGAGCGUGCUCUCAACUGCACAACCAAAACGCACCGAUGUCUUCAUGCGACGCACGCCUACACGGGAAUUCCCUGCGCUGCGUACAUACCGAUGAUGAACCAUCACACGAUACCGAAGCUCGGUUUUGGGCCGUACAAAUCCAGCACGUCGGGGGUGGGCAGCUUUUUCUUGCCGAAAAUCCUGACGCACCCCACGGACCGCAGCUGCGCUGGCGGGAAGGUCGCCCUGGAGCUGACGCAUGGUAACAGCAAGCAGGUCAUUACACUGCCAUCCGAGAAGCUCGAUAGCAAUAAGCGCUACUACGUUACGUUCACGCUUAACCCGGACGCCACCACUGACGGUGAUCCUCCUUUAUCCGCAGGCCCUGAACGAGCAGCCCAGUCAGCACAACAGCAGCAACAGCAGCAGCAACAGCAACGAUCCCUCGAGCACCCAUCAGAUCCUGAUGCCGAAGAUAACGCUCAGCCAUCCCGGCGAGCUCAGCAGCAGCAGCAACAGCAGCAGCAACAUCAACCAGCAGCCACGGUUUCUGGGCAACACCGGCAGCAGCCGCAGCGAGAUGAGGGCCAACAACGGUCACAAUCUGGGGUCGCUGGGGCACAAUCGGAGCCCUGUGCCCUUCCCGCAGUAGAUGGGCAGCGGUCUGCGGUUGGUCCUGGUCCGGCAGCUCCUACCUAG